This is a messenger RNA of Letharia columbiana, 852 nucleotides long. RefSeq lists its product as uncharacterized. The transcript has 3 exons. The record is from RefSeq and is a predicted model, not a curated record. Lineage: Eukaryota; Fungi; Ascomycota; Lecanoromycetes; Lecanorales; Parmeliaceae. Gene Ontology annotation, molecular function: heme binding; peroxidase activity. Bases 1 to 852 code for a protein of 283 amino acids. Gene Ontology annotation, biological process: hydrogen peroxide catabolic process; response to reactive oxygen species; cellular response to oxidative stress.
AUGAAAAAGGGGAGUUCGGGCGAAAAAAAAGGCGUGUUCCCACUAAAAAAGGAGGACUAUCAGCAAGUAUACAACGAGAUUGCGAAGCUACUGGAGGAGAAGGACGACUAUGACGACGGGAGUUACGGACCGGUGAUUGUACGAUUGGCCUACGACAAGGAAACCAACACCGGCGGCUCAAAUGGCGCCACCAUGCGCUUCGCCCCCGAAGGUGACCACGGCGCAAACGCCGGCUUGAAUGCAGCCCGAGAUUUCCUCGAACCAGUCAAAGCCAAAAACCCCUGGAUAACCUACUCGGACCUUUGGACACUCGCCGGCGUCUGUGCCAUCCAAGAAAUGCAAGGUCCCUCCAUCCCCUGGCGUCCCGGCCGCACCGACCGGGACGUAUCCAUGUGCACGCCCGACGGCCGGCUCCCGGACGGCGCCAAAGAGCAAUCCCACCUCCGCGCCAUCUUCAAUCGCAUGGGAUUCGACGACCGCGAAAUCGUCGCCCUGUCCGGCGCCCACGCCCUCGGCCGCUGCCACACCGACCGCUCCGGCUUCGACGGCCCCUGGUCCUUCUCCCCGACGGUCGUCUCGAACGACUAUUUCCGGCUGCUGCUGGGGGAGAAGUGGGCGUGGAAGAAGUGGGACGGACCGAAGCAGUACGAGGAUGCGGGAAGCAAGUCGCUCAUGAUGCUGCCGACGGACAUGGCGCUCGUCAAGGACGCGAGCUUCAAGAAGCACGUCGAGCGGUACGCCAAGGAUGACGGGGUCUUCUUCAAGGAAUUCCGCGACGUCAUUGUCAAGUUGUUUGAGCUGGGGGUGCCGUUUCAGAGCGCGGAGGAUGAUCGCAUGACGUUGAACGCUUGA